AUGAAAUAUAUAACGUCUGUUGUGACGUCUAUUGCAACGUCUAUCACACUUUUUGGAUCAAUUGUGAGUGCAGCUUCCGGGAGCAAUGGAGCAUUCUUUACCAGUUUAGAGGUGUUUAAUACACUUAGUGGGGAUUUCAACUGUACAGACCCAAAUCAAUGGUUUGUAAUAAACGCAGGGUUGUAUAUUCCAGAAGGAAGUAACGAACCAAUAUAUUUGAGUGUGCCUGAUAGCUUAGGUAAUCUGCCAAAUGGAAGCUUUCCUCUUAAGGCUAAAAAUGAUGUGAUAGGAGCAAUAGAGAAUAUUGGGUCAAACAAUUUUACACUUACAUUUAAUGAUCACAUUCAACAAAAUACGACUACAAGUUUCAGUGUCUUGACGAAAUUGACUGCUGAGACUCAAGAAAAAAUUUCAAAACCACAGGUUUUGAAUUUAGAAUUUGAUGUGUCGUCUGGAGAUUCUUUCACUUCUGCCAUCAAUUUUAUUCCAAAGGAUGUGAACCAGCUAAGUACAAAUGGUGGAAUAUACGCCGAAAAUAAUACAGCUUGGUUUAUUGCUGAUCUGCCUCUAAGUGCAUUGGAUCAACCCUCAAGAUUUUCUUCAAGGCCUACUAUCAAGUCAUCUUACAAGUUCAACACUUCGUUGACAGCAUGCGAAAUGAUAUUGAAAGUUGACGACCUCAAUAGACCGCUCAAAACUGUACCCUUCACUGCCUUACAUGAUCAAUCAGACUCUUCUCAAAUUAGUAUCUAUAUCAAUACGAAUAUUGAUGGAGGUAAAUAUUUGAGGAUCAAGUAUUUUAGCGAACCACUUACAUCAAGCGCCAUCGGUAACAUGAUUUCAUUGCAGGCUACUGAUUCCGAAAAUACAAGAUUAGCAAAAAGAGACAACGCUCCGCAGACUAUAACUGCAAAUUACUAUUCAGGUAAUGAUACAGGUACUAAUGACUCUAAUGGGAGCGAUUUACAAAGUAUACAGCAGAGCCCAAUGCGUGCGAUGUACAUUAAUGCUACAUCAAGUUCUGGUGCUGACAGUUACGAAACUUAUUCUUUACUUUCCCGUACAGGAUCCGCAAUUGUUACUCAAAUCGGAACAUGGAUUCCUAUAUCCACUAUAAGAACUGAUUCGUCCCUGUCAAUUAUUACUACACCUCCCACAGCUUCACAGACAACAUCCAUAAUUUCGACACAAAAUGCACGUUUAGGUUCCUCUUCAGCUGUCAAUUCAAGUGCCACGAGCGAUGUGGAAACAGCAAGUCCUUCAUCGGCAACUUUGUCGACAGUGGCUCAAGCUUCUGCUCUAUCAACAUCUCGUUCCUCUUUCUCCAAUUCCGGUUCUUUAUAUAUUUCAGCUGCCAACUCUUCAAAAUCAACAAAUUCUCAGACCACUACUACUGCAAGGAGCUCGGUUUCAUCCUCGAGUGCAAUUUCUAACUCCACUCAGAGCUUAAAGACUUUACGGAGCACGCGCUCAGAUGAAACCAGUAGUCGUACAACAUUUGCACCAUAUUCUGCAGACUAUAACAAAUCCGAUAGCUAUCUGACUUAUUCUGUCAUUUCAUUCACAAACGAUGGAGAACUGACAUCAUUUACAAGCUGGUUCGCAAUUGCGACAGAGUCUGCUUCCUCAUCCUUUUUCACUUCCUCUUCUUUGAGCACAACUCCAUCCGUGAUAAGCACAGGAUCCAAAAAUACAGCAACUGCACCAGUGAACACCUCUUUAUCGACGAUGUACGAUUCCACUCAAGAGUAUUCGCUUAUCACAAAAACACAAGAUGGUAAAACUAUAGUAUCCACUAGCUGGUUCCCAGUUUCCACAAUCAAGAGUUCCUCUAGUUUUGUGAAACAGACCAUAGUGUCCACAAUUUCCAAAGGCGCUCAAUCGUCGGCAGAUAGUACCUAUGAGACGUAUUCACUUGUUACGAGGACCGUGUCAGGGGCGGAAGUAAUAUCAUCAGACUGGUUCCCUGUCAAUACCGUUGAAAACUCAACUAGUUUUGCUGUGCCAGUCACUUCCUCUACUGUCUCGUUGGCUGUUACAACUUCCCAAGCAAACUCUGACUACGAGACCUAUUCUUUAGUGACUAAAACAAAAUCUGGCGAAAAAACGGAACUGACAAAUUGGGCUCCAAUUUCUGCAGUUCAACCAUCCACCAAAACGGUCUCCCAGGACUCAUGCAUGAGCUGUAUAGUGACAACGGAUUCAUCCGUACCGCUGAUGAGUACGGGAACCACUCUUUCGAUUAUGGCUCAAACAGCGACUUCGCAAUUGGAUAUGUUUACUCUAUCACAAAAUUCCUCAGUUCCAGCUCUGAGUAUAUACGAGGGAGAAGCAAAAAGAACUUCAUUUGGUUUCGGGGGAAUCCUUGUUGGUUUACUGCUGCUAUUAUUUUAA
Molecule: messenger RNA, 2394 nt
Organism: Zygotorulaspora mrakii
Lineage: Eukaryota; Fungi; Ascomycota; Saccharomycetes; Saccharomycetales; Saccharomycetaceae
Gene: EGT2
Product: Egt2p
Exons: 1
Coding region: 1-2394 (797 amino acids)
Source: RefSeq, a predicted model, not a curated record